CCCCGUCGGCGCAGAUUUAUUUUCUCUCGACUCCCUCCAUUCUCUCUUCCUUCUUUCAUCCUCAAUCUCCCCUCAAUCCUUUCUUCUUGUUCAAGGGAAAGCCCAUCACAGCCGCAAUCAUGUCUUCCGCUGAACCCCAGAAGGUCUUGGGCAUGCCCCCCUUCGUUGCUGACUUCCUCAUGGGUGGUGUCUCCGCCGCUGUCUCCAAGACUGCUGCUGCCCCCAUCGAGCGUGUCAAGCUCCUCAUCCAGAACCAGGAUGAGAUGCUCAAGACCGGUCGUCUCGACCGCAAGUACAACGGCAUUGGUGACUGCUUCAAGCGCACCAUGGCUGAUGAGGGUGUCAUGUCCCUCUGGCGAGGAAACACCGCCAACGUCAUCCGAUACUUCCCUACCCAGGCUCUGAACUUCGCUUUCCGUGACAAGUUCAAGAAGAUGUUCGGUUACAAGAAGGACAAGGAUGGCUACGCCAUGUGGAUGGCCGGUAACCUUGCCUCCGGUGGUGCUGCUGGUGCCACUUCUCUUCUAUUCGUCUACUCUCUGGACUACGCCCGUACUCGUCUUGCCAACGAUGCCAAGAACGCCAAGUCCGGUGGUGACCGUCAGUUCAACGGUCUCGUCGACGUCUACAAGAAGACCCUCGCCUCUGACGGUAUUGCCGGUCUCUACCGUGGUUUCAUGCCCUCCGUUGCUGGUAUCGUCGUCUACCGUGGUCUCUACUUCGGAAUGUACGACUCUAUCAAGCCCGUCGUCCUCACCGGUAACCUCCAGGGCAACUUCCUUGCCUCUUUCGCUCUUGGUUGGAUCGUCACCACUGGUGCCGGUAUCGCCUCUUACCCUCUUGACACUAUCCGCCGACGUAUGAUGAUGACCUCCGGUGAGGCCGUCAAGUACAAGAACACCAUGGACGCUGCCCGCCAGAUUGUCGCCAAGGAGGGUGUCAAGUCUCUCUUCAAGGGUGCUGGUGCCAACAUUCUCCGUGGUGUUGCCGGUGCUGGUGUCCUCUCCAUCUACGAUCAGCUCCAGGUCCUUCUCUUCGGCAAGGCCUUCAAGUAAGCGAUUCGUACAACAUACCCUGUAUAGAUGAGUGUGGGGGAUAAGGAUUCGAGGAGAAUCUUAAUUAGCGGGCUGGACAUGGUGUCCGCUGGUUGAAACAAAAAGGCGAGAUCGAAGUGCAGAUCGAGGGAAGUUGUCACAGAUACCCGACGUGGUCCUCUGAAACAGCAGCUCUUUACGGGUUAGAGUGGCAUAGGCACGGCGUCUUUUUCUAAUCUUGCUUUGCCUUCCGUUCUAGGCCGCUGUAAUUUAUACACCAAUGCAAAUUCCCUUUACUGUCUACCUACUUUUAUGAUUUA
This is a messenger RNA of Fusarium graminearum PH-1, 1354 nucleotides long. Its product is annotated as ADP,ATP carrier protein. The coding region runs from base 120 to 1055 and encodes 311 amino acids. The record is from RefSeq and is a predicted model, not a curated record. Gene Ontology annotation, molecular function: ATP:ADP antiporter activity. Lineage: Eukaryota; Fungi; Ascomycota; Sordariomycetes; Hypocreales; Nectriaceae. The transcript is spliced from 2 exons. Gene Ontology annotation, cellular component: mitochondrial inner membrane. Gene Ontology annotation, biological process: mitochondrial ATP transmembrane transport; mitochondrial ADP transmembrane transport.